This is a messenger RNA of Echinostoma caproni, 1872 nucleotides long. Lineage: Eukaryota; Metazoa; Platyhelminthes; Trematoda; Plagiorchiida; Echinostomatidae. The record is from the annotation of a GenBank genome assembly.
AUGAACAGGAUCAGUCGACCGAUUUCCACCCUUUUAGGGCGUGUUGUGCCUCCAACCACCAAUCAGACCAGCACUACCACACCAUCAACGACAACCACUCCGACACUUAAUACAUCGCCUUCAAGGACCACUGUGAUUCCCCUUCCGGCAGCACACUAUUACUACGUGCCCUUGAGUAUCGACGCCCAAUUGGCAACAAACGUUCUGCCACCUACUGUGACUGUAUCGCGUACUGCUACGCCUGCAACCCAAACUUCGACACCAGCAUCCACCACAGCUACACCAUCAGCAUCAGCCCCACGUACUGUGAGACUUAAUUCUCCAAUGGCAGAGGACCCAGAUCCGUUUCUGCAAUGUUCCUCCCCGCACUUUGCAUCUCAGCGUCAGCGUGUUCUUCUUCCGACAGUUCACUUGACUUCAACGCCGGUGGUCACGGCCGUUGUAGGAUCAAGACCUACUACCACCUCUUCUGGUACUCCUGGCACUGCCACAUGGACCCAAAUGAUGCCACCAAAUCCCACUGUUUCUUCUCAACCGCCUGCGACAACCACAACUAAUUCAUCCACGGAAUCUUCGACUACGCGCAGCGACUCGGCAUCCAACCUUCGAUUUCCCCAGUUAUCCAGCCUUCCUCAGCAGAUCGCUUUCUUUGUCUCGGCUGCCACCAAUGCUGCUGCAUCUGCAGCCAGUGCCAGCGGAUUGCACCUAAACCAUCCGCCGUUCAAUUUUUUGAUUCCUUCAAAUCCAUUACAACCCACAGCCAAUGUGUCACGUCCAUACACCAACAUACCUUUUGCGGGCACGGAUUCUUCGGAUCACAAUUUAUCCUCCGGAGAUCCAUCGGUUGUGGCGCCGUCUUGGGCUGGUGUCCGUGGAGAUGUACCUUUGGCCAGUCUACCUUCCACACCUCGUUCAUUCACAAUGUUUGUCGAGUGCUUGGUUGAUGCUGUCUGGUUUCAGUUGUCACAUUUAGCUCGGGAGGAUGGCAUUGACUUGAAUGUUCCAUCCAGUGUCUGGCGUCCAUCUCAGACGGUAGAUCGCCCGCCGCGUAAUGAAUGGCUUUUCAGGCGAUUCUUGCAUGAUGUGGUAUCCACAGUACAAUCUGAACUGUCUGUGUCGCGUCCCGAAACAUCACCGCCACAUCCUCUGGCACCCUCUGGACACGGCAUGCGACCCUUUGCCGAGCUACUGGAUGGUAUCCGCCCGCGAUUGACCCAUCUGGUGUCACAUACGGACACGGCAGUGCGACAGCUCAGUGAGAAUUGUCUCACAGAUGGUUUGAUCAGUUUGUUGUUCAACGACCGUGUCACUGACGGAGAUGUCCCAUAUUCUUCGGAAUCUAUGGAGAGUCGUGCCAUUAGUUGGGUUUGCCAGCGCGUCACGGAUACUCGUGAAGUAAUUGAUGUUCGUGCUUCUCUAGCCAGUGUGUUCCGCGCACGACCUUCCCAAAUGGAACAGUGUGUGUUGGAUGACACAGAUUUGGAAGACUUGCCCUUUGUGGACGCUUCUUCUGAACUACCGAUCAAUAAUAUGGAAAAGCCACUGUGCGGGUCACCAUUACCUUACGGAGUUCCUAAACCAGGAGAGAUUCCGGAACCGAUUUCUCGAGCUUUAGAUCCUCAUCCGGAUAGUGCUCGCUCGUUGUUGGACGCUGCUGUGGCUACAAAUCUGCCAAAUCCAGAAGGCUGGCAUGCAGCUCUGCCUCCCGAGUGGCUUCAUGUUGUGGCUGGAGAUGUGACCAACAUGAAUCGCAUCUCGCCGUCAGAAAAUGGCUCCGCUGAUCAGUUCCAGCGCUUCAGUGAUGCAUACAUAGCGGGCAUGCCGGCUAAACGUCGAAAAGUUAGUUCAUUCACUGUCUUUCGGAAUAAAUAA